Messenger RNA from Lucilia cuprina (Australian sheep blowfly), 6180 nucleotides. RefSeq lists its product as uncharacterized. NCBI's taxonomy places the organism in Eukaryota, Metazoa, Arthropoda, Insecta, Diptera, Calliphoridae. The coding region runs from base 499 to 5259 and encodes 1586 amino acids. The record is from RefSeq and is a predicted model, not a curated record. The transcript is spliced from 8 exons. Gene Ontology annotation, cellular component: nucleus.
CUGUUGUUUAGUAAUUUUUAUUAUGGUAAAAAAUGGACGCGUGAAGUGGAAUUUGCAAAAAUACUAAAAAAAAAUAAUUAAUUGCAAAUAAAACAAAGUCAUAAUAUGCUAAAGUAAAAAGUGAAAACACAAAAUUACAUUGUUAUAUACGUAAAAAGUUUAGAUUAUUGCAAAAGAAAAUAAAAAAAAUCAAUUUUUUCCGUGACGCAGAAGAAAAGAAUGUAUUGCAUGCGUUGCACAAAGAAAAUGGGAAAAUUUUUCUUAGAAUAAAUCUAUAUUGAGGAAAAGUUAAGCUGAAUAUAUUGAAUAGAAAACAAAAGCAAACGUAAAUAAUAAAUUUAUUGUAAAUUGCGCGCUUAGUGUGUGUUUUUUUUUAUAUUGUUAACGAGGCGGCCAAAUAAAAUCGAUUUUUGUAUGAACUUCGGCAAAAUUGUCUUGUAGUGGGAAAAAAAAUUAUUUGUACUACGUCCUGAUAUCGACGUAGGGAAGUGGCGCGCAAUGUCGAAUAUUGUUGAAAUAACUCAUGUGACGUCCUCAAAGUCGCAACAAGAGCAACAACAACAGCAGCAGCAAAAAUUACAAUUACAUGUAACAACAACAACAAUGAAUACAAAAAUAAAUAAUGAACAUAUAGCCGGUGGUAAUAUUGCUGCCGCUUAUGAAAAUAAUAAAGUAAAAGAACCUCCUCCACCUAUAAUGGGGAAAUCAGUUAAAGUGAUAGAGGAGAAGUUAGAAAAUCCUAUUAAUAAAAACGAACAAAAGAUAAUAGAAAAACAAUUGCAGCCAGAUAAGUCCUCUCUCACAGCUAAGGACACAAAAACAAUAACAAUGGUUAAUACGGUAACAUUAACUAAUGUUGAACAACAACGUAAUUCUGUUAAAACGAACUCAACUUCAUCUGCCACUACUCCUUUAAAGGAACGCAGUAGUGGUGACAAAGAGAAAUCUCACAAAAAGAAGAAAAAAGAAAAAGAUCGUGACAAUGAUCGGGAACGUGACAAAGAUCGUGCUGAUCAAACGAAAAAAUCCAAAGAAAAAGACAAAUUAUCUUCAUCAUCUGAUAAAAGUGUUCAUCAUAAAAAAGAUAAAGAUAAACACAAAUCACAUUCUUCUUCAUCUUCAUCUAAGAGCAGCACAGAUCGUUCUAGCUCUAAAUCAAGUUCUAAAGAGAGUCAUGUUUCUAGUAGUAAAAUGGCAGGAAAUGGUUCUAGUUCUAGCUCUACUUCCAAAGUGAAAUCUAGCAGUAGCAGCAAUACAAACACCAUCAGUAGUGCCUUUACACCAAAGUUGUCAUCAAGCUCCGCCAAUGAGGACAAAGAGAAGAUGUCACUAUCCCAAACAUCAGCAGUGGAUUCUAGCAAAGAAUCCAGCCACCGUAGACGAAGUUCCGAAAGUAGUAAGACAAGUCAAAGCAGUACUAUAAAGGUGACAUCAUCUGAAAAUCAUCUUUUACCCGACAAAGUGAAUGAUGCGGAGAAGACCAUUUCUAUAGUUACAACUGUAACAAAUAUCCCAACAAUUGCUAAACAAAAUGACAUAUCAUUAAAGGAGAAAAAUGAGACAGCAGCAACAGUAAUAGAAAGAAAACUUGUUGUGGAAAAUCAAAAAACCGAAAUAAAGAAAAUUGUCUUAGAAGACAAGAAAGAUGAAAUGAACACCUUAACACAAGAGAAACAAUCCCUUAAAACUAACAAAUCUUUAGGUGAUAUAACAGCGAUAGAAUCUUCACCCUUAAAAUUGAAAUUAAAAGAUGAAAAUCUAAUUGAAAUCAAAAAGGAAAACAAUGAACAAGUUUUUAAAAGUCUCGUUAUGAAAAAACCCAAUGAAGUUGCAAGACAAUUAAAUUUUAACAGUGAAAAUAAAUUUGACAAUGGCAAUACUACUACUACUCCCUUAACAAAAGUUGAAACUUUAAAAUCCGUUGAAUUAAUAAAAACAGAAAUAAAAUGCGAAAAAACAGAAAAAGAAGAAGUAAAACUUAAACCACAACAAACAAUAAAUAACGAAACAAAAAUAAAAAUUGAAACAAUAAUAAUGCCUUCACCAUCUCAAAAGACUUUCGUUACACCCACUUCCUUAAGUCAAGGCUCAGUAGCAACAUCACAAACUUUCAAUAGUAAUCAUCAGUCAUUGGCUCAUAAUGUAGCUCCUACUGUACUGACCAGUAACGCAAUGACAGUUUCAUCUACUUCUACAACUUCUUCCUCUACUUCUACUUCCACUACGACUUUAAACUCAAUCUCUUCAACGUCUUCAUCAUCACAUUCGGCCACAUCAUCAAGACGUUCUUCUUCCGGCAGCAGUAGUCAUAAUCACCAUCAUCAUCGCUCUUCAAUGUCAUCAUCUUCUUCAUCAUCCAAUAAACACAGUAGUAGUUUAAAUUCAUCCUCUUCUUCGUCGUCGUCACGUAGUCGGGAAUGUUCUCGUUGUUAUAAACGAUCAAAGAUACGACGUGUCAGUGUGGGCACACAAAGUGCAAAACAUGCACCAGCACCAAAUAUCACACGUACCAGUCGCAACAAUAAUCAUAUACCAGUGGGACUGGAGCAUCUUAAAUAUGGUCAGUACUUUGAAGUGGAAGUAUAUCCAAAUGGUGGUGCUUCAGUAGUACAUUUAUAUCAAGAUGAAAUACAAAAUCUUUCACCCGAUGAAAUGGAUGAAUUAGUUAAUGAAUUUUUUGAAAUUUGUUUUGCUGAAGAUGAAGAAGGUUAUGCUCAUCAUGUUAUGGGCAUUGUACAUGAUGCAGCUAAAUAUUUGCCCGAUUUACUUGAACAUAUGGCAGAAAACUAUUCAACGUUAACGGUUAAGGCGGGAGUUUUAGGACGAAAUUCUGAUAUAGAAACCUGUACAAUGGCACAAUAUUAUGAACAGGUGGUGCGUAAUUAUUCCCAAGGUACUUUUCGUUAUGGUCCUCUUCAUCAAAUCAGUUUAGUGGGUAAAGUACAUGAAGAAGUUGGAGGCUAUUUUCCUGAUUUAUUAGGACGCAUAGAAGAAAAUCCAUUUUUAAAAAAGACAAUGCCUUGGGGUCCUUGUUCAAUAUUACAAACUGAUCCCCGACUUUCCAAUGAUGGUCCCAUUUUAUGGAUACGUUCUGGUGAACAGUUAGUACCAACAGCUGAGUUAAACAGUAAAACUCCCAUGAAAAGACAAAGGACACGUAUCAAUGAAUUGCGUAAUUUGCAAUAUUUACCACGACUUUCGGAGGCUCGUGAAACAAUGAUUGAGGAUCGCACUAAAGCCCAUGCUGAUCAUGUGGGUCAUGGUCAUGAACGUAUAACAACAGCUGCUGUUGGCAUUCUUAAAGCAGUUCAUUGUGGUCAAACUUACGAACAGAAUCGUAUUACCAAAGAUGUUGUAGCUUUUGCAGCACAAGAUUUUAAUCAAUUGGUGGAAACAUUACAACUCGAUUUACACGAACCGCCCAUUUCACAAUGUGUCCAAUGGAUUGAGGAUGCUAAACUAAAUCAAUUGCGACGAGAUGGCAUACGUUAUGCUCGUAUUAAAUUAUGUGAUAAUGACAUUUACUUUUUGCCGCGUAAUAUAAUACAUCAAUUUCGUACCGUAACGGCAGUAACCAGUGUUGCUUGGCAUUUGCGUUUACGUCAGUAUUAUCCAGGCCAAGAAGUUAUAAAUGAAAAAAAUAAUCCCGUUUUGGCAGAACCGCCACAAUAUAAGGAGAAACAAACCAUAUUACCACAUCCCAUAACACAUGAUGAGGCCAAGAAAACCUAUUGCAAACGUACGGCAGAGGGUAAAGCUAAGAAAAAACUUAACGAUGUUGGCGGUCUAAGUAGACGUUCCAGUGAAAGUGGCACCGAUGAUUCGAGCAAUACGCUCAAAGAUGAAACUAAAUUGGAUGUAUCACCGGCCAAAAAGAAACUAACUAAAGAGGAACCCAAAAUAGAUAUGAGAAAAAUGGUUAUUGAACACAAUUUAAUCAAUAAAGUGGUGGCUAAAAUUGUAUCCUUACCACCCAACGAGAAUCCCAAAGGUGUUAACAAUAGUGUUAAUCAGACCAAUAGUGGACGUAAAGAGAAAAAGGAAAAACGCAAACAUAAGGAAGAAGGUGAUAAAAGUGAGAAAAAGAAUAAGAAUACGGAGACAUCUAAGAGACCCAAAAUGUCUUCAAUACAUGAAUUAACUACAAACUCCACAGCAGCAAUACCUCCCACACAAAAUGUUUUGGUAACAAAUGCUAUAGCAACAACAACAACAACAACAACAGCAACAACAACAUCAACACCCACAAAACAUAAAACCAAUUUACCCGAACCAAUAGUGCCUCCUGCUUUAUCUUUGCCUUUAGUACCUCCAAAUCCUUUUACACACCGAGAAGCUUAUGUAAAUAGUCUAAAUCAAAAGGAACCAGAAAUUAAAAUACAGGUACAAAUUGUAUCCGAUGAACCACGUAGUUGUUCUACAGCCGUUCCUAAUCCUCCCAUAACACCUAAAAAACCAACCACAACAACAACAACAACAACAACAUCUAACUCCUUAACUCUUAAACAAGCAGAGACGACGGCGUUAGUAACUUCUAUGCCAUUAACAACAGCUUUAGAAGUUUCAGCUGCAGUAACAGCAGCUCAGCAACAGCAACAACAGCAUCAUAUAAUCAAUAGUGUUGAAGAAGCCUUAACACCAGCGCUGAUGACAGAAGAUGUUUUACUUUCACAGCCUCAACUUGUUGUUGAUCACGAAGAAGAGGUUACAAUAUCCGAAGCAAUUGAUACUACGACAGCGCUAGUAGCAGCAGCACCAACAGCACCAGCUCCUCCUUCAGCUCCUGUAACAAUUGUCAAUUUUCCACCCAUACCAACUGUUGGCGCUCCACCACAACCUGCUAUACCUCCCUUGCCGCCACUACCACCACCACCUCCUCCCAUACAAAUGCCUCUACCACCACCAACACCACCUCCCACAGCAAACACUGAACAUACCCCCAAAAAACAUAAUGUGCAAGUGAAAAAUACCAAAGUUUCGACUUCGACCCAUACAAACUCCUCCACAUCCUCUUCAACGUUAACAAAAUCACACAAAUCUACUAAUAGUUCUAAAAACAAUAGCAGCAACAAACAAAAUAUGAAAUCUCCCAUAGAUCUCUUAAGUUCUAUUAUGGCCAGUAUGGAUACAAAAAAUAUAACAAAUACAACUAAUACUACCACACAAUCGAAUUCAUCGUCAUCAUCAUCAUCAUCCUCGUCAUCAUCUUCGGCCACCACCACCUCAACCAUCAUUGGCUACACAACACCCACUAAUUAGAUAGAUGAUAGAGAGUCUGGUAUUCAAAUGUCUAAAGGUUGGGUGGAAAAUUGUAUAUAAAUUGUAAUAUGAUAUCACAAACAAAAAAACAAAAUGCAUCAAAUGCAUUGUGUAUACAUACAGACAUACAUACACACAUACAUACUUAUUUAUAUUUGCUGUGGCAACAAUUUAAAUAUUAAGAAAAAGCGUUCGUUUUAGUAUAAUUUACACUUUCUUAAGCAGCCUUUGGAAGCAAACAAACCAAGUGUUCUGUUCUACGGUAGAUUACCCUUGUUUUCUGUCUUGGUAAGCUUUUUAACAUUUCAGUUUGAUGGCUUAACUUAGGCACUCGUUAGACAUUAAAGACUCUAGUUAUGUUUCGGGUCCCAUGUCAACAAAAUUGUGAAAUAUUUUAUUGUAUUCUAAACUUGUUAUUAAGCUCCUAGUAUUGACGUAGAAGUCACUGGUUUAUAGAAACUAAUUCCUUAAAAUUUUAUAAAAAAAAUUCCAAGUAUUAAAUCAUUUUAAACUUUGGCAAAGUAUAAAGAUGAUGCAAAUCCAUAAUAUUUUCGAAAAAUUACCUUUUACUUUAAUGUUUAAAUUGUUGCUUCUGUAUAAAUAUUUAUUAUUAUUUUUAUUUUUUGGUAUUUUCUCUUACAUAUAUUUAUUAAGAAGUUAUAAUAUUAUUGAAGAAAAAAUGCAAAAAAUGCAAAAAAAAAAAUUAACAUAAAUUUUUAUUUUAAGUUUUCGGCUCGCAAUUGAUGAUUCCCAGAACUUUGUUCAUUUUGCUACAUACACAACUUUAUAGCAUAAGAGUUAUAUAAAACAAAACAAAAAUAUAUUAUAUACAUAUAGUAUAUAUUUAACAUAACCUCAUCUUUUCUUUUGUAUAAGUUCUAAAUAUUUCUGAUUAAAAAAAAAAAAAAAAUUGUAAAAAUA